AUGGCUAAACACAAUCAUUUAAGUUUUUGCAACAGAUUCGCCAAUAAGUCCAACCCAAUAUAUUUUUCGAGCUGGAACAGCCUUUCGCUCAAUUUGCCUUCUGGAAAGGAAUUCAGACCGUACAUGUGUUCCUCCAUGGCAUAUAAUUGUUCUAAUAUAAUUAAAGACAACAUUCUAUGUAGUAACUAUCUUGGAGCAAGUACUGAUGUUAUUCUCCGGCCUAUCGCACCAUUAUCAACUUCUUCAUUUACUACAAUCCAUAGCUUAGAUAUUCGUAAUGUUCAUCAAGCUGUAAUCAUGGGUUAUCUUCUAGCAUUUUUAUCAUCCAAUAUUAACAAUACACCAACAAGUCAAUUAUCCAUAUCAACUAAUUGUCCAUCAAUAGAAACUUUAGUAAAAUGGACUAAUCAAUCGACUAAUCGUUGGACAACUUAUUUAAGUCAUCAAAUGUUUAAAAAUCAAUCCAAUAUUACGUUCUCUUUUCUUCCUGUGAAAUCUAAUCAUUUAAUAAAUAUAUCAGCCCCAAUAAAAACUAUACAUAGUAAUAAUAAUAAUAAUGAUUCGUCAGAUAUUAUUCAAAUAUAUGCACAUAAUAUUUACUUUAUUUUGGCAUUUCUUCAUCUUUCAUUGUACAUUGAACCGAUUAAUCUGAUUGGUCAUUCUAUUUAA
Schistosoma guineensis is the source of this 669-nucleotide messenger RNA. The record is from the annotation of a GenBank genome assembly. NCBI's taxonomy places the organism in Eukaryota, Metazoa, Platyhelminthes, Trematoda, Strigeidida, Schistosomatidae.